UCAAUGAACAGCCUAUAGGUUCAGUUGUUUAUGUUGCUUUUGGCAGAACAACAGUCUUCAGCCAGAACCAGUUCCUUGAAUUGGCCCUUGGUCUUGAACUUGCAGGCCGACCAUUCUUGUGGAUUGUUCGACCAGACCUCACAAAUCGAUCAUUCGCCGAAUACCCAGAUGGGUUCGCUGAGAAAGUGGCCGGUUGGGGGAAGAUUGUCGAAUGGGCACCUCAAGAGGUGUUAGGUCACCCUGCAAUUGCUUGUUUCUUUACACAUUGUGGUUGGAACUCAACAAUGGAGGGUGUGAGCAGUGGCGUGCCAUUUCUGUGUUGGCCUUACUUUGGGGACCAAUUUCAUAACAGAAGCUAUAUUUGUGAUGUCUGGAAAGUUGGUUUAAGGUUAGAAUACGAUGAAAAUAAGAUUGUAUCGAGGGACGAAAUUAAAAACAAGAUUGAGAAAUUGCUUUCUGAUGAUGAUAUGAAAGCGAAUAGUUUGAACUUGAAGGAAAUUGCUAGAAAGAGCAUUGAGAAAGGUGGAUCUUCUUGUAAGAAUUUAGAAAGAUUUGUCCAACAUCUGAAACAGUGAUGAAGAUGAUGAUUGAUGCAACUAGUUUUACUGUUUGUUAGACUCUGGCAAUUCAAUGCAUUGUUGUAAAAUCAUGAAUUGAAAUGUUAAUCGUUUUGGUGA
Molecule: messenger RNA, 677 nt
Organism: Camellia sinensis
Lineage: Eukaryota; Viridiplantae; Streptophyta; Magnoliopsida; Ericales; Theaceae
Source: RefSeq, a predicted model, not a curated record